CAAGUCUGCAAAUAAUUGCAAAACACAAUACAGCAUCCCCUCCCUUCCUCUCUCUCUCUUUUUUUUUUUCUUUUCCUGCUUUCAAACGCCUUCUCCGGGGCUGAGGCUGAGCUUGGGCAGGUCUCCAAAGGUGCAGCAGCCACAACAAUCCCGCAGUUCAAAGUUAAGCAGCAGUUGCACAACUUCAGCAACUGUCUUAGCUCUCUACUAAAGAAUUGAAAGCAAGGAACGUCUGAGGGGGUGACGAGCCAAGCUUCCAGCCCACCUUUAAAUCCAGAUACCCCCACCCUCACCUCCACCCCACCGGAAACUUUGAGAUACAGUCCUGUAAUUCGCCUACAUAGCAGACCAUGGCUCCUUUUGGAAGAAGCUUGCUAAAGACUCGGCAUAAAAACAGAUGAGGCAUCUAAGACAUGAAGCAGUUAAGAAAUUAAUAAGAGAUCUCCAACUAAAGACAUGGAUUCAGAAGAGAAGGAAAUUGUGGUUUGGGUUUGCCAAGCAGAAAAGAUUGUCUGUGGGUUAACUAAACAUACCACCUCUGCUGAUGUCAUCCAGGCUUUGCUUGAGGAACACGAGACUACAUUUGGAGAGAAACGAUUUCUUCUGGGGAAGCCCAGUGAUUACUGCAUCAUAGAAAAGUGGAGAGGCUCAGAACGGGUUCUUCCUCCACUAACUAGAAUCCUGAAGCUUUGGAAAGCCUGGGGAGAUGAGCAACCCAAUAUGCAAUUUGUUCUGGUUAAAGCAGACGCUUUUCUUCCAGUUCCUCUGUGGCGGACAGCCGAAGCUAAGUUAGUGCAAAACACAGAAAAACAGUGGGAACUCAGCCCAGCAAAUUACAUGAAGACAUUACCACCAGAUAAACAAAAAAGAAUAGUUAGAAAAACCUUUAGGAAACUGGCUAAAAUCAAGCAAGACAUGGUUUCCCAAGAUCAAGAUAACAUGGAGACAUUAGUUCAUCUGAUCAUUUCCCAGGACCAUACUAUUCAUCAGCAAGUCAAGAGAAUGAAAGAGCUGGAUCUAGAAAUUGAAAAAUGUGAAGCUAAGUUCCACCUUGACCGGGUAGAAAAUAAUGGAAAAAAUUAUGUCCAGGAUGCAUAUUUAAUGCCCAGUUUCAGUGAUGUUGAACAAAAACUAGACUUACAGUAUAACGAAAGCGAGAUACUGGAGGACCUGAGCAAAAGCGAUGGAAUUGUACAACUGGAAGAACGACUAAAAUAUUACAGAAUGCUCAUAGAUAAACUCUCCACUGAAAUAGAAAAAGAGGUGAAAAGUGUUUGCUUUGAGAUAAAUGAAGACGCAGAAGGAGCAGCUGCAGGUGAACCGGAAUGUUCAAAUUUAGAAAGUGUUAAGUGUGAUUUGGAGAAAAGCAUGAAAACUGGUUUGAAAAUCCACUCUCACUUGAGUGGCAUCCAGAAAGAGAUUAAAUACAGUGACUCGUUGCUUCAGAUGAAAGCAAAAGAAUAUGAGCUCCUGGCCAAGGAGUUGAAUUUGCUUCACAUUAACAACAAAGAUGAAUGCCCGCUAAAGGAAAACAAAGGGAAGGAAUCUGAAGUUCCUAACAGCAGUGGGGACGUUCCUCCAUUUACUCAAAGAGUAUUUAACGCGUAUACAAAUGACACAGACUCAGACACUGGGAUCAGCUCUAACCACAGUCAGGACUCGGAGACAACUGUAGGGGACGUGGUGCUGUUGUCAACAUAAUUUUAGUGGCUUCUUUCUGACCUACCUUAAUGUUGUUAAUGUCUGUUUAAUUUAAUAGGAAACUUUAUUUUAAAUAUUACCUUUUGAAAAAAUAUAAGUCAUGGUAAAGUAUUCAUUAGUUAAUAAAAACCAGUACAAUAUGUAAGAUUUGUUUUUUAUGUAACAUUUCCAGUAUGACUUUAUUACAAGCUCAAACGAUAAACUAUUAGUAACACAGCGUGAAGAGCACGUAGGCGUAUAACAGAAAUAAUUUGAUGGGAAUUAUAUUUUCUCAUACUGUCUAUAGGAAAUUAUUUAUACAAACUUAAAAUUGUUAAUAUUAUAGUCAAAAUGUUGUAACUGUACACAUGAAAAAGUAAAAAUAAAAUGUGCUGUAAUGUCUUUUUCGGAGCCCUGG
Trichechus manatus latirostris (Florida manatee) is the source of this 2098-nucleotide messenger RNA. It is a transcript of the gene RASSF9, whose product is annotated as Ras association domain family member 9. The transcript is spliced from 3 exons. The coding region runs from base 457 to 1701 and encodes 414 amino acids. The record is from RefSeq and is a predicted model, not a curated record. Gene Ontology annotation, cellular component: trans-Golgi network transport vesicle membrane; cytosol; recycling endosome. Gene Ontology annotation, biological process: signal transduction; intracellular transport. Lineage: Eukaryota; Metazoa; Chordata; Mammalia; Sirenia; Trichechidae.